UGCGAACGAAAGAUAACAGUACCCCAGAAUUUCACCACCCACUCCAACAAACAGCUGAGGAGAGUACCGCUGUUUUAUUGACCGUUCGUUUAGUGUUUCCCAUCAACUCCCUUUUUUACAUCAUCGUUAUCAGUGCGGUGAAGAUAAAAUCGUGUUUUUCUUUCAAAAUUGCAAGUAAUUAUACCUUUGUGACGUUCACAAAACGAAAAUUUCUGAAUCCUAAGUACAGAUUGGUAAUUGAUGCUGUUUAAACGUGUACUUAUGUAAGGAUAGUUUUGUUGUAAGUCGUGCUGAAAAAUAACAAAAAUAUUGUGAAUUGCAACAAUCAAUAAGGAAGGUCAUUGAAAAUCGCUGCGAAGGCCAUUGAGGUUGCGAGAAAAAUAAAGCACAGAAAAUUGCGUCUCGUUUGGGAAUCCGGUGUUGAAACAAAAUGCGCUUCACAACAGCAGCGGUUGCGCUGAUUGCGUUCAUCGUAAUUUUUUCGAUUUUUGUGGCGAAUGUGGCCAACCUAGUCGGACUGGAUAGUAAGUUGAACAAACGAUUGAAUGCUGCUUAUACCAAAGGACAAGAGCGAUGGAAUGUCGGCGGUAAGCAGCUAACAUUGGACGAUAGCCCACGGCAUCUGAUGUGGUUCUUGCAGAUUUCCGACAUCCACAUCAGCUUAUACAAAGAUCCAAGCCGAGUGCCCCAUUUGAUUGAAUUUUGCAACCGUACGGUAGACAUUAUUCGACCUUCGGUCGUCUUGGCUUCAGGGGACCUAACAGAUGCAAAAACUGCGAAUUUUCUCGGCUCGAAGCAACAUGAGCAAGAAUGGCGUUGGUACCGGGAUGUCCUCAAGGAUACGGAUGUUCUCAGCAAAACAGCCUGGUUGGAUAUCCGUGGCAAUCACGACAAUUUCAAUGUUCCUGCGCUGCAGACAAAACAGGAUCUUUUCACCAACUAUUCCGCACAAGGGAAGAAUCAUCCCCGAUCGUAUUUGCAUCAGGUGACGAAGGAUGGCGAACGCUACAGUUUCAUUGCUGUGGAUGCCUGUCUGGACCCGGGGCCGAAACGGCCUUUCAAUUUUGUGGGAAUGCUUUCUAUGAACGAAACUCAGCAUAUUAUUGGUCUUGCGGAAAAAUCCCGAGCUAUGGAAACAAACUACACCAUCUGGUUCGGACACUAUCCAACGUCAUGUAUAUUAACGCCUGGCUUAGGAACCAGUGGCAUUCGCAACUUGAUUGGAAAGUAUCAGGAAGGAUAUGCAUAUCUCUGUGGUCACUUUCAUAAGCUGGGAGGAGCGGUCCCACACAUGUACACUAUGCAAAACGAAGGAUUCCUGGAAUUAGAACUGGGCGAUUGGAUGAAGAACCGUAUGUAUCGUCUUGCUGCAUUUGACCACGGUCAGUUCUCUUUCGUAGAUUUGCAGCACAACAAUUGGCCUGUGGUCUUGAUAACGAACCCGAAGAAUGUUCUCUUCAACAUACCGGGUAAGGAAAAUUCGCAUUUGCCGCUUGAAUCCACCCACAUCCGUUUGUUAGCCUUUUCACCGGCAAAAAUUACCGAGUGUCAAGUUAAGGUCGAUCCGGACGAAUGGGUCGACUGCACCCGGGUUAGUCGAGAGCUAUUCGUGGUACCUUGGUCCCCGGAAAGAUAUGCACAAGGAUUGCACAAAAUAUCGGUGUUCAUACGCGACGAGGAGGGCAGGUAUCGAGUGGUCGAACAGGAAUUCACGCUGGAUGGAUCGAGACGGAAGUUCAGCACGCUGGCUCGUUUCGUACUGAUGUACGACACAAACAAAAUAUUCCAAGUGUUCUUCAGUCUGGCAUUGAUUACCUGCUUGUUGCCGCUAUGCGUUUUCCGGAUUUGGCAUAUGCUUGUCAAAAAUGGCUCAAUUGCUCGACCCCGAUUUCGAAGCUACUGCUGCCGUGGUUGGAUUCGAAAGAUGUGGAUUCUUUCCACAGUAGAUCGAUUGGUGUUUCCCCUAAUCGGCUACUGCCUCUUCGUGACCUGCGGUCCGUGGUCCUUCGGCGAAGUGAUCGACGGCCACAUGGGAGUAGUUUUCGUGUGGGGCAUUUUCGUCAACGGCACAUUCCUUCCGGGUACAUUGACCUACUUCUACGGAUUCUUCCAAUUGAUGUUUUGUCAAUUCCCGCUCAUGAUAAUCUACGCCAACAAUGCACAUAAAAGAUUAUAUCGCGGACCAGCCAGUGCAGAAAAGAAGCUCGGCUUCCUUGCCGCCACCUGGCAAAAUCUACCCUUCCUGUUGAUUAUGCUCGUGGAACUGCUUCUGGCUCUCAUCUUUUGGAAUGCUUACGGCACGCUGGCCUUCAUCAUUACGCCCCUGCGUACCUGGUCUAUCGUUCUGAACCUGAUCCUUUGGUACCAAUCAAAAAAUCUACCCGAAAAAAGUCUUCGCUCGGCGGCUUCCCUAUGGUCUGCAACACCCGAACCGAAGGCCUCCCAACUUUCGCAAUAAGGUGUUACAGCAAAGUGAAUUGUUUACAAGCAUGGAAAAUACGUUUUUGAUUCAUAAUUGUAACAUGUCUCGUAUGGAAAAUAUUGAAACAAUAGAAUUUAAUGCCAGUGUUGUAGACAUCCAAAUAACAAAUUUAACAAUCUAAUUUAUUCUAUUUAAUAUGGUUUCAAUGUGUAAGACCAAUGACUGAUUUGUGUAGAGAACUUUUAUUUUCCUAGAAAUAUAGUAAACUUUGUUUAGAUUUCGUAUUAUUUAGUUUUAGAUAGUGAUUCAAUAUUUACAAACGAGAAAGUUUAUUUAUGCUAUUUAUUAAAUUAUUUAGAUUUCGACCAAAUGACUAGUUUCUAAGAAAGAUUGGUAUCUAUGAAAUUUGUUCAAGAACACCACCGACAAUUUGGAGUUAUAAAAAUUCCAAUCAAUAUAUGAUAUUCUUCUAAGGCAACUAAAUACAUACUAGUAUUCACUGUUAUGAAACUUAGUACAUGUGUAUUUAUGUGAUAAUAAAAGGUUAACAAUCCAUU
Armigeres subalbatus is the source of this 2979-nucleotide messenger RNA. Its product is annotated as transmembrane protein 62-like. Bases 431 to 2458 code for a protein of 675 amino acids. The record is from RefSeq and is a predicted model, not a curated record. Lineage: Eukaryota; Metazoa; Arthropoda; Insecta; Diptera; Culicidae. Gene Ontology annotation, molecular function: hydrolase activity. The transcript has 4 exons.